AAAUUGAAAAAUAAUGGACUCCUUUGGAAACGAUGACUUUCUCCUUGAAUUCGCCUUUAGUAGCCCUAAGAAAGAGCCUAAAGAUGAGGACUAUGAACUAGUCAGCUCAACACCUGAGAUCGACGCACUUGAGAUCCUUAUAGAUGACAAGAGCCAUGAGAACAAGGAGACUGAAAUGCUCGCAAGGGAAAUUUAUAAAGGUAUCCAAAAUUCAACCAAAACCAAUAUUUCUUCUCCUUCUUUCCAACAAAAUACAUUUGAAAAUGAAGAGAAUAUUUCCCAAAACAGUCAGAAAAAUAAUAGGAAAAUAAAAUUUCAAAGCAAUAGUUCUCCUAAAAAGACUGAGAAAGAUUUUUGUAAAUAUAACCGUAAGCAAGCCUCCACUAAGGAUGCUAAGAAGAGUUCUGAAGCUUCUAAAAAUCAAAGGAAGCAUAAGUCCAACAUGAAAAAUUUACAUCCUGAUCAAAAAGAGAGAUCUAAGUCAAAAUCUGCACCCAAAAAUGAGAAAAUUGAAUAUGAACCAGAGACUUUAAAUAUUGCACCAAUGGAUAAACCAGAGCAGCCUCAGAGUAUACUGAAAAGAAUAGGAUCAAAAUAAGAGGAUCGCCUCAGGCAAUAGAUCGAGAGGCCCAGGAUCGAUACAUAGUAACAGAGGAAGCUCAUGCAAGUCACAAAGAGGAUGAAAUACCUCUCAAUUACUUCAAACACAUAAUAAUUCCAUUGCUGGGCUUCAAAGCAAUGCGACUGGAAUGAAAAACUUAAAGUAUAAUUCAGUAUCUCUUUCUCAAGCAGAGUCCGAAAAUAGUUGUGAUAGCAGAUAUGGCUCUCAGAAAAGAGCUGGGUCUAUCUGAAGAGGAAAUAUAAUUCAAGCUAAAAAUAAUAUGUCUUUUAAUGCACACCAAAAUAUCAGAGAUAGCUAUGAAACUAACGGGAAAUCUCUAGCAAAUUCAGGCAUCAGACCAGUUCACUCUCCUGUUCUUAUUAGAGAUGAGGAGGUUAACUUCAAAACAGAAGAAUCAAAGUGAUCAAAUGAAGACCUAAAUGAACUAGAUAAGCUACUUCAGCUUAAUGAAGAUCCUCCCUGAAAUAAGGAGAUUAUGGAAACUCAAGAAGUUAGAUUACAAGGACUCAAAGACUCAAGAGCUACUAGGCUUUCAAGAGAGGAUAUUAUUAAUCUGCCGAAGCCAGUUCCUCAAAAUAGGAAAUGAAUCAUUGAUAGCCUAAAAUCAUUAAAAGAGCCAAUAAUGAUCAAUGGAUUAAAAAUAUAUGAACCAGUAGGCUCAACUCUGUGGGAAGUUCUCCAGAAUCAGCCCCUCACUGCUCUCCGGCUGAAACUUUCAAAGCCUAAAAUGCUUGAAAAUGUACUUAACAGGUGUGAAGAAGUCUUAUCUCAAACAAUGGGAGAACAUCUAGAAAAGCCUUCUCCAAUGCUUAGGGCACUACAGUUUAGACUUAUCAGAAUCUUAUAUAAAAAGCAGCUAUACCCCCUGACCCUUCGCCUCCAAGAGACCAUCUACGAAUACAAUAGCAAACUAGUGUCACUGGAAGAGCUCAGAAUGGUCUGGAAGCAGACCUGCACUUACACCAGAAAGGUCAAUGGAGAUAAAGGUCUUGUCUCAAAAGUCCGCCAAAACAGAGCUUUCGAAAUGAGAAGACAAAUGAAUGUGAACCAAUUUGGAGUGAGUAAAACUCAGAAUCUUCAUAAAUCAAAAUAUGAAGAAAGAGAGCAAGAAUGAGAGCUCAAUUAUAAAUUAUGCAAAGAUAUUUGUAAGAAAUUACUCCAGAAAUGAUGUCUAUUGAGCCUGAGACUCCACACUCGUAUUAACCAGGAGAUUAGAAGGCUAGUAGAUCUUACUCAGGGUAACACUGAGGUAAAGAGGAAAAUAUUUGAUCAGUUCAAAUUGCUCAGACUUGAAAGAGCUGAAAGGAAUAAGGUCUACAAUAAUGCUCAAAAACAUAUGCAACAAUGGAAACUUUACAUGUGUCUAAAAUUUUGGCAGAAUAUAAAGCAGUAUGAGGCAAAGCAAUUAGAGAGAGAGGAAAAGGCAGUAGAACUCUUUCAAAAACGAAGAGUUUACAGAAUAUUUCAUCAUUUCAAACUUGGGAUUGUGCAGAGUAGAAUCUCAAUAAUUAAUAAAAGACUAAUAUACAGCUAUUAUUCAAAGAAGAUUCAAGCAAAGUCAUUAAUAGAAUGGUGUAGAAGAACCCAUGUGGAUAAAUCAAUCAAAGAAAAAGUGAUAAAAAUGAUGAACAAAUCAAACACGAGUCUAAAUAGCUCUUUAUAUAGCAUGAAUAAGAUCCAACUUGAAAACUAUUUCAACAAUCUUAGAGAAAGUAGUGACAUUAGAAUCAAUGAAGAUGUCUCUGAGAUUAUUCGUGAAAGAGACCAUUACAAAGUCUAUAUCAAAAAUGAGCAAUUUCAGUUUGAAACUGACAUCAACACAAGAUACCCACUGAAGUUAGAUAUUCAAACUAAAACUUUCUUCGAUCUUUCAUUUCGAAAAAUUAAGUGAGAGAAUCAAUACUUCAAGUCAUCAAGAGAGAACUUUGCUCUCACCCCUGAAAAAUUGAGAAGAAGAGAUACUCCUCAGACUAAAUUUGUUGAUUUGCUGAAAUCUCAUAAUAGACAAAAUUCAUUCGACAGGCUUUAUGAGACGUCGAUUCAGCCAUAUACUGAAGAUCUAAAGAAAAGCAUGGCUGAGAAGGAGAUGAUUCACAAAUCUUUGCAUAAUUUCAGACUCAGUCAAUCUACUUACAGUCAAUCUCCAAGUAGGCAUAAUGAGAACCAAGGCUUAGAUAUGAGCCCUUAUGGUUUAGACAGGGUAAAUAUUUGCCAAAUUAAAGCGAUUCCUUGAAAAGAUGACUUUUUCCAUAGUCCAAAUCAAGAAGUAAGAGGUGCUUCACAACUAAAUUCCUUCCCAAAGCCUCUACCAAGAAGAGUGUUUGUCCCUCAAAAUGCACCAAAUGAUAUUUUCAGAAAACUUGAGAGUAAAAUGAAGGCUUCAAUGUCUGUCAAAAAGAAUGAAUCUUUCAUUCAGCCAGAUAGAUCUGGACUCAUUGCAGCUGGAGCUAUCAGUCCAGAGGUCAGGAUCAAGAACCACAUCCGGACUUUACUAAACAGUAUGAGAGCUUUAAGAGAUGUUCCUGGAAACUAUUUCAAAAAUAGCUUCUUCAAUAAAAGUCAGCUAGAUACAAGGAACAUCAAGAGUUUAGAGGACACAUUGAGACAGGCCAGGAAAAUGCACCCAGAAAUGCCAAUGACUGAACUCUGAUCUUCCAUCUACGGAUCGAAAAUAGUCAGUCUAUGCUUCACUCAGUGGAAGAUUGCAUUCAUCCAAAAAUGGAUAUGCACUGAUAUGCAAAUGCUUCAGAGAUAUAGAGCAGGAAAAACUGCCCUUAGGAGUAUCAGAGCGUAUCUUCAAGAGAAGAGGUCUAAUAUCCAAGAAUUUAAGAUAAAGAGAGAACUCAUGUUCAAGUCCCGUGUUCUCAAAGCUUGGCAAGAUUAUCGAAAUCUUCCAAUUAAAAGAUUUAGACAACACAGGAUUUUAUUGAAGUGGAAGAAAGCUCAUUCUGAUACAAUGAUGCAACGCUUCAAACUAAGAGAUGCUCUUCAGUUUAGAACCCGAUUGCUGCAACAAAAAGUUAUGUACAUUUUGUAUAGAUUUUCUCAAAGCAGAAUUAUUCCAAAAAGGAGGCACCAAAUAACUCUAAAGACUAAAGCAAUGUUUUCAUGGAUCCAAUGGCACAAGAAAGUGAAAUCUAUCAGAAAUCUAUGAUCUAAGUACAUGAACCAGGAGUCUGUAAAAACUGCAGAAAGUGUGAUGGCUUAUAACUACUUGGUCAGAUGGCGAAACAACGUUCAUGAAGCAAUCUCUCAUGAAAGGGACCAAGUGAUGACCUACACUGCUCUCAAUUUCAGGAUUUCAACUCUCUGCAGUAAAGCCUUUAGAGCCUGGAAGAUGAAGAUCAAUAUGAUGAAAGUGAUUAACAAGGCAGAGAGGAAAAUUAUUUGUGCAACCCUUGGAUUCCCAUUCUUUUGUAUCAAAGACCAAUCUGAAAGAAACUACAUGAAUAUCGAUAUUGACAGCAGCCAAAGCUCAGAAAUUCUCCAGCAUCAAUACGAGUCUGAUAAGCUUAAGUGCAGGCUAGCAAUCUUGUUUAGGAAGAGGAGUCUUAUGAUAAGUUGGAGAGAAGUUGCGCUCUCCAAAAGGAUAGAUUUUCCAUGAGAUUACUACAACCUAAAAACUGCCAAGAAAGCCUUUGGAUGAUUCAAAGUUGCCUUGAAGAACAGAUGGAUUAAGCAAAAAAAUAAUAUUCUCUGAGAAGCAUACAUUGAACGGAGAGAGGAGAAAAUAAAGAUGAAGGUGUACAUUAAGCUCUUUCAAAACGUCCUUGCAUCCAAAAGGGAAAGGUACCAAGAGAAAGUAUGUGAUGAUUUCAGGAAGGACUUCUUAAUCACCAAGGCUUUCAAGUCACUAAAGACCAAGCAUACUCCAAGAGAAGGUAUUGACAAAGCACAGUUUAAUAAAGUGCAGUAUAUGAGACCUGAGUUCUCUCAGAAUUUAGAAGAGCCUUCUGGAUCAAGUCAGUUCCAGAGUCUCAAAACAGAUUCAAGAGAGCUCAGCAUUAAGGACCUCAAGGAAGUAAAUCAGGAUAACAAAGAUGAGCUUUUAGAAGAUAUUUACCAAAGGGUAAUGGUUUUCAAGCGCAAAAUGCUAAAAACUAGAUGAUUCGUAGCAUGGAAGUACCAUUUUAGAUAUGAGAAAUCUAUUACAAUUCAAAGUUCUCCUAUGGGUGAAGGUAGAGAUGACCAACUUGAGCUUUCUGGCUCUUCUAUAUUGAAUCUUUCCCUAAGUAACGACAAUGGAACUCACAUAAAUCAUGAAGAUCUGGAGUUAUCUGAGCAGCCAAGAUCUUUUACAGAAGAGUUCUGAGGUGAAAACCAAAACCCUAAAGGUCCGAAUGAAUACUCAGAAUCACAUUGUCAAAGAUUUUUCAAAGAUCUUGAAAACGUAAUGAGGAGGAGAAAAAUAUACUAAUUUAUUAAUCAAUCUCAUUCA
Messenger RNA from Moneuplotes crassus, 5060 nucleotides. The record is from the annotation of a GenBank genome assembly. NCBI's taxonomy places the organism in Eukaryota, Ciliophora, Spirotrichea, Euplotida, Euplotidae.